UCCAGCAGCAGCAGCAGCAGGAGCAGCAGCAGCAAACCCUGCCCGUCCUGCUCCGCAUGGGAGAAGAGUAUUUCCUGCGCUUGGGCAACCUCAACAAGAGACCCCUUGGCUCUUUCUCCGCCUCUUCCAGCAGCACCAGCCACCUACAGCCCGAAGCCUCCGCCAGCAACUUUUUCCGGGCGGCGGUGCAACAGCUGCAGCAGCUGCCCCAGCCGUCGCUGAGCGCCGAGGAGGGCGAAGCCGAGGGAGAGGCCGUGGAGAGGGAGAAGCGAUCCGAGGAGCCCCCUAUUUCUCUGGAUCUGACUUUCCACCUCCUGCGAGAAGUCUUGGAGAUGGCCCGAGCCGAGCAGUUAGCGCAGCAAGCUCACAGCAACAGGAAACUGAUGGAGAUAAUCGGGAAAUGAAACGGCCCCUCCCUGCCUUGCCAAAGAGAUUCCGCAGUUAGCACAAGAAUAAUUACACCGUCCGAUGUACCAUAGUGCUGCUCUGAUGUCAUCUCUUUAUUUUUAUAUAGCUUUAAACCUAGAAGGGUGUCCUCCGAACAGCCUCUGUCCCUUGACUCGCAUGCACAGCCGUGUACCAAGUGCAGAAACACGAGUGUCGUUCGUAACCUCCCCUACCUUUAUUUAUUUCUCCGUUUCCCAGUUAUUCUAGUGCCAUCGCUACGUAGGGAUGUGUGAGCGUUGGAAGAAAAGGUUCUGAGGAGACAGAUAACUUUUCUGCUGGGGUGGCAGGGAGGUGGGAGGGCGAAUCUCUGUACGCUACUUUAAAUCCACCUGUUUUUUGUUUGUUGUUUUUUUUUUCCCUGUAAACAUUUUCACAAUAAAACAUCUUUUCAGCGCUCGGUCGAUUUUGUUGUGUAAGAGAAUGUUUAAUAUUUAUAUUUUUAAUAAAAGCUGCAAAGUAA
This is a messenger RNA of Tauraco erythrolophus (red-crested turaco), 907 nucleotides long. It is a transcript of the gene CRH, whose product is annotated as corticotropin releasing hormone. Gene Ontology annotation, cellular component: extracellular region. Gene Ontology annotation, biological process: negative regulation of glucagon secretion; negative regulation of epinephrine secretion; positive regulation of cortisol secretion. The record is from RefSeq and is a predicted model, not a curated record. Lineage: Eukaryota; Metazoa; Chordata; Aves; Musophagiformes; Musophagidae. Gene Ontology annotation, molecular function: corticotropin-releasing hormone activity.